AAUUAAAAUAAUGUUCUGCAAUGUUGACCCAAGACAAAGAUGAAGAGCUUCUUUUGUUCCUGGAGAUGCGUCGUUGCGAGAAACGUCACCGACCUACGCUUUUAAUGGGAUCUGAUAAUACUAGUAGUACGACGGCGAUGUCGUCUCAACAAUACCCUGUCCGGAGAACUGCCGCCGAGAACUUACUGUACUCCGAUAACGAGAAGUCCGAUUACGAAUGGCUGGUCACGCCACCAGGCUCACCGAGUAGAAGCGUAACGAACCAACUCAACGCACCCGAUGAUAACCUGAUGACUCUUAUAUCUCGGUUAGAGAACUAUAGCAAAGAAGAAUACGAGAACCAAACGACGUCGUUACACAGUUCCUCCUCUGUUUCUGGAAUCAGAAGACCCUCGUCCUCAAGUAGCUCAAGAUCAACGAGUAGACCACCCACACCGACCAGAAAGUCUAAAACUCCAGCCAAAAGGCCAUCAACGCCAACCUCACGUGCCACCCCAACAGCUGCACGUGCCACAUUAACCUCGUCCUCUACUACUAGCUCAACAAGAUCAUGGAGCAGACCUUCCUCUAGCUCUGGAACUGGAACCUCACGUGUUACCUUAACCGCUGCACGUGCAACCAGGCCCACCACCUCAACCGGCCAGACCGGUUCAGCCACCUCUACUCGAUCCAAUAACCGGCCGCUGUCGGCUCCAAAUUCAAAACCAGGAUCGAGGUCAACUACUCCAACUCGCCGUCCAUCAACUCCGACAGGUUCAUCGACCGUACUGAGAAGUAAACCAACUAAAACGUUGAGUAAACCGGCUAUGUCUCAAGGAGCUCCUCCGAUCGUGAGAUCAAGGCCAUGGGAACCUUACGAGAUGCCUGGGUUCUCAAUAGAAGCGCCGUCGAAUCUCAGAACCACGUUACCGGAUAGGCCACAAACCGCUUCAAGUAGCAGAACCAGAGCGUUUGAUUCGUCAAGUAGUUCAAGAUCAGCGUCCAUAGAACGAGAUGUUGCAAAGAGGCAGUCUUGUUCGCCCUCUAGAAACCGAGCUCCUAAUGGAAACGUAAAUGGUGCUGUUUCGUUACGUGGACGACGAGCAAAGACGAACAAUGAUGAUGGUGAAUUGAUAAGUCAUGUGGCUAAGGGGAAUCAAAAGGUCGAGAGAGUUGUGAAUAUGAGAAAAAUUGCUCCACCGCGACUGACAGAAAGCGGCAGCCGACGACUUGGUGGUGGUGGAGGCUCCUCCGCUGGGAAGUCGAGUUCUGGAUCUGAUGGUUUCGGGUUUGGGCGAAACGUAUCUAAAAGCUCCAUCGACAUGGCCUUGAGACACAUGGAUGUUAAAAAAGGAAGCAUGGCGGGGAAUUUCCGACAGUCAGUGACAAAAGUACCGGCGACUUCAGUGUACAACAUGAGAUCAUGUAGAAACCGGCCGGUGAGCAGCAGCAGGAGCUCAGAAUCAAGUGUCAACAUUUUGUGCUUAGACGGUAGCGACGAUAAUCUCAGCGACAUAAGUUACUCUUAAGAGUUACAAUUUACUCUUUAUGUUCUUCAGUUUCAAUGAUUUCUUUGUUUUGUAGUAGAAAGAUAUUAAAUAUAUCUACUAUCAUAAGGUCCUAAAUAUUAGAAUGGCCAUGAAUUUUGAUUUAUAUAUAAACUAUUGACAUAAAGAGGCAAUUGUUAUCCGACUUGCAAUAAAAAAAACUGUCUCUUGGUAAUAAUGAUGAUACAGAUUGUAUAAAAUUGUGUUGUCCCU
Messenger RNA from Arabidopsis arenosa, 1739 nucleotides. The record is from the annotation of a GenBank genome assembly. NCBI's taxonomy places the organism in Eukaryota, Viridiplantae, Streptophyta, Magnoliopsida, Brassicales, Brassicaceae.